Messenger RNA from Synchiropus splendidus (mandarinfish), 1243 nucleotides. It is a transcript of the gene fbxo2, whose product is annotated as F-box protein 2. The transcript has 6 exons. Lineage: Eukaryota; Metazoa; Chordata; Actinopteri; Syngnathiformes; Callionymidae. The record is from RefSeq and is a predicted model, not a curated record. Gene Ontology annotation, molecular function: ubiquitin protein ligase activity. Bases 131 to 664 code for a protein of 177 amino acids. Gene Ontology annotation, cellular component: SCF ubiquitin ligase complex; cytoplasm. Gene Ontology annotation, biological process: SCF-dependent proteasomal ubiquitin-dependent protein catabolic process; glycoprotein catabolic process.
UCUUGGACCAGUCGCUGGCCAGAGCUGGCAGUAACAUCCACACUGUCGGCAGAGCUUCACUGCAGAGCAGCUCAAGUGUCGUCCCGGGCUCUUAAACAGACCGGCAUCUGCUGUGAGGCCUGAUUCAGCCAUGACCAGAAACCUGUUGAAGAAUCCUGACGGUGAAGAUAAUUUGGAAUUCUGGGAGUUGACAGAGAACGGUGGGAAUGAGUGGAAGGUGGAGGACAUGCCCGGUGACUGUGGCCAUGACUUCAACGGCGAUGUGACCAAAUACUUUGCGACCUCUUUUCAUCUGUGCCUGAAGAGACAGGUCAUCGACCUGAUAGAGGAGGGCUACUCUGCUGACCAGCUGGACAACCAGCCUGCCGUCAAAGUGGAGGACUGGUACUGCGGGAGGACAGACUGCGGCUGCACGUACCAGAUCACUGUGUGUCUGUUGGACGAAGGUCACGAGAUCUUAGACGAGAUGAAACUUGAGCAGGUGACCCUUGACCCGGACACAGACGACUGCUCGUGGAAGCAGGUCCAACAUACAUUCUCCGACUACGGUCCAGGCCUGCGCUUCAUCUCCUUUGAACACGGGGGUCAAGAUUCCAGAUUCUGGGAGGGCUGGUUCGGCGUGAGAGUCACAGGGAGCUCUGUCACCAUCGAGACCACUCCGUAAAUCAGUUUGGAAGCGGUGGCAUGUGGAUGUAGCUUAAUGAAAUACCACUGUAGGAAACUUUUGCUUCUAUUACGAACACCAUCGCAUCUGAAAGGGUCUAAAACAUCUCCCCUGCAAACACUAGCUCCUACCUCUAUGCACAGGCGCUUCCUGUCCUGCUUAAUGAUGCAUUAAAAAGCCUGAAAUGAGUUUCUAACUUCACUUGAAACUAUGUUUAGUGUCAUUUUACUUGUUGAGAGAGUUGCAAAGGAAAAUAAACAUGUACUAAUGACAGUACUGAGAGACACAUGAGGAAAAUAUGUUGUGUAUUCUUGUGUGCUUUUAUUCUAGGUGCUUUGCUCCCAUAGAACUAUUGUCCGUAGAUGUCAGCAUGACAGCUGCGGAUUACUUCCUGAGCACAUGGUCCUCUGAGCUCUCUUGAAUGAAAAUGUAACUUUUAACACAAGCAGAAAGAGAAUGGGAUACGCCACUUACACAAUAACAUUCUUUAUUUGUUGGUCAGUUUUGUAAACUGAAGUAAACACUGAUUGUUGUAUCAAAAUAAAGUAUCUAAUAAAUACAUAGAUAUAUCGUACAGCA